This is a messenger RNA of Oncorhynchus kisutch (coho salmon), 4500 nucleotides long. RefSeq names its product family with sequence similarity 131 member Ab (gene fam131ab). NCBI's taxonomy places the organism in Eukaryota, Metazoa, Chordata, Actinopteri, Salmoniformes, Salmonidae. The record is from RefSeq and is a predicted model, not a curated record. The transcript has 5 exons. Bases 533 to 1525 code for a protein of 330 amino acids.
CUCCUCUGCUAGCCAAGGCCGAGUGACGCUACUAGGCUAGAGCUACACGAAGAACGCGGGACGAUCCCGUGCUGGUGUGUGGAUUUCACUAGAGUGUGACAACGAGGGGGAACCCCCAGCAGCGGAGCGUGAAGCCAAUACUGCUGCCGCGGCCUCAGAGCCCAAGCAGACGUGCGCUGUCCAGCCGCGGUGGUGCUGAAACACCGGCAUCGAUCCUUCCCUCAGUGACGUAGGGAGAGAGGGGCAAGGUUUGGCUACAGGCAGAUAGAAUACACUGGAUAUUAAUAUUGUAAUGAUAAAACCGCGCAAAGACUACACAGAAGCCAUAUAGAACAUGCAGAACUCACAAGCAACCAAGCAUUAACAAAAAGCAAGUGAAAAGUUGGAAGAACGGGUUGGACUUUUCCCCGCCCUCGGUGUCACUCGAGGGUUGUGAGCAGCACGCCGUAUCCUUGCGGAACACAGAGAAGACUCCGGGGAGAGACAGGAGAGACUUCAGAUCUAUAAGGUAAAUGUUGAAGACACCGUUGAAAUGUUACCAAAAUCGAGAAGAGCACUUACCAUUCAAGAGAUUGCGGCAUUAGCCAGAUCUUCAUUACAUGGCAUUUCCCAGGCGAUGAAGGACCAUGUGACACGGCCCACAGGCAUGGCCCAGGGCAGGGUGGCCCACCUGAUAGAGUGGAAGGGCUGGUGUAAGCCCACUGACACCCCCGCAGCUCUGGAGUCUGACUUCAACAACUACUCUGACCUCACUGAGGGAGAACAGGAGGCCCGCUUCGCUGCAGGUGUGGCGGAGCAGUUUGCCAUAGCGGAGGCUAAACUGAGAGCUUGGUCGUCUGUGGAUGGAGAUGACUCUAAUGACGACUCUUAUGAUGAGGACUUCAUUCCCGCCAACGAGCCCACAACACAAAGCACGGAGGUGCCCUCCUACCUGAGGGACCUUCUUCACAGUCAGGUGUGUCAGCACCUGGGUCUGCAGGGGCCGUGCUGCGAGGGAGCAGGUAGAGGAGACAGGCCCUCGCCCACUUCCACAGACACCAUCUGCUCCAGCCUCUGCAGCCUGGACGAGCAACACCCCUUACUGCGAGAUCUCACCCAUCACUGCGGCAACAACUACGGUAACGCCGCCGAGCUGGCUGCCAAGAUCCUCUCGGCCCUGCAAGGGGGAGAGGAGCUGCUGUUGGCCCGCCUCCAGAGGGUGGAGCAGGGGGUUAGAGGGGGAGGGGACUUCAACAGCCUAGGGGGUGGGAGGGGCCGGCCAGGGGGGGAGGAAUCGCCCUGCUACUCUGUGACCUACUCCGAGACCUACCUGUCACCCGGGGAGGACGACGAUACGCCCUGCAAAGACUACGAGGGCACCGUGUGCCAGGGAGAAGGAGAUGGCGAGGUGUACCCACCUGACUAUGCCACCCACAGGAAGGUCUCAGACGUAGCCUCCUCCGGGGUGGUGUCUCUGGACGAGGAUGAAGAGGAGGAAAAGGAGGAGGAGGAGAGGGAGAGAGAGCAGGGAAACCAAUGUCAUUGAUUUUUGUUUCAUCCAUUGUUUCUCUGUCCAUCUCUCCGUCCCUCACAUGGCCUCUGAUAUGUUAAGCCUGUCCAUCUGUCCGUCCCUCCCUUGGCCUCUGAUAUUUUAAGCCUGUCCAUCUCUCCAUCCCUCACAUGGCCUCUGAUAUGUUAAACCUGUCCAUCUCUCCGUCCCUCCCUUGGCCUCUGAUAUGUUAAGACUGUCCAUCUCUCCAUCCCUCACAUGGCCUCUGAUAUGUUAAACCUGUCCAUCACUCUGUCCCUCACAUGGCCUCUGAUAUGUUAAGCCUGUCCAUCUCUCCGUCCCUCACAUGGUCUCUGAUAUGUUAAGCAUGUCCAUCUCUCCAUCCCUCACAUGGCCUCUGAUAUGUUAAGCCUGUCCAUCUCUUCGUCCCUCACAUGGCCUCUGAUAUGUUAAGCCUGUCCAUCUCUUUGUCCCUCACAUGGCCUCUGAUAUGUUAAGCCUGUCCAUCUCUCUGUCCCUCACAUGGUCUCUGAUAUGUUAAGCCUGUCCAUCUCUCCGUCCCUCACAUGGUCUCUGAUAUGUUAAGCCUGUCCAUCUCUCUGUCCCUCACAUGGCCUCUGAUAUGUUAAGCCUGUCCAUCUCUCCGUCCCUCACAUGGCCUCUGAUAUGUUAAGCCUGUCCAUCUCUUCGUCCCUCACAUGGCCUCUGAUAUGUUAAUUCUGUCCAUCUCUUCGUCCCUCACAUGGCCUCUGAUAUGUUAAGCCUGUCCAUCUCUUCGUCCCUCACAUGGCCUCUGAUAUGUUAAGCCUGUCCAUCUCUUCGUCCCUCACAUGGCCUCUGAUAUGUUAAGCCUGUCCAUCUCUCCAUCCCUCACAUGGCCUCUGAUAUGUUAAGCCUGUCCAUCUCUCUGUCCCUCACAUGGCCUCUGAUAUGUUAAGCCUGUCCAUCUCUCCGUCCCUCCCUUGGUCUCUGAUAUGUUAAGCCUGUCCAUCUCUCCGUCCCUCACAUGGUCUCUGAUAUGUUAAGCCUGUCCAUCUCUCCGUCCCUCACAUGGCCUCUGAUAUGUUAAGCCUGUCCAUCUCUCCGUCCCUCACAUGGCCUCUGAUAUGUUAAGCCUGUCCAUCUCUUCGUCCCUCACAUGGCCUCUGAUAUGUUAAUUCUGUCCAUCUCUUCGUCCCUCACAUGGCCUCUGAUAUGUUAAGUCUGUCCAUCUCUUCGUCCCUCACAUGGCCUCUGAUAUGUUAAGCCUGUCCAUCUCUUCGUCCCUCACAUGGCCUCUGAUAUGUUAAGCCUGUCCAUCUCUCCAUCCCUCACAUGGCCUCUGAUAUGUUAAGCCUGUCCAUCUCUCUGUCCCUCACAUGGCCUCUGAUAUGUUAAGCCUGUCCAUCUCUCCGUCCCUCCCUUGGUCUCUGAUAUGUUAAGCCUGUCCAUCUCUCCGUCCCUCACAUGGUCUCUGAUAUGUUAAGCCUGUCCAUCUCUCCGUCCCUCACAUGGCCUCUGAUAUGUUAAGCCUGUCCAUCUCUCUGUCCCUCACAUGGCCUCUGAUAUGUUAAGCCUGUCCAUCUCUCCGUCCCUCACAUGGCCUCUGAUAUGUUAAGCCUGUCCAUCUCUUCGUCCCUCACAUGGCCUCUGAUAUGUUAAGCCUGUCCAUCUCUCCGUCCCUCACAUGGCCUCUGAUAUGUUAAGCCUGUCCAUCUCUCCGUCCCUCCCUUGGUCUCUGAUAUGUUAAGCCUGUCCAUCUCUCCGUCCCUCACAUGGUCUCUGAUAUGUUAAGCCUGUCCAUCUCUCCGUCCCUCACAUGGCCUCUGAUAUGUUAAGCCUGUCCAUCUCUCUGUCCCUCACAUGGCCUCUGAUAUGUUAAGCCUGUCCAUCUCUCUGUCCCUCACAUGGCCUCUGAUAUGUUAAGCCUGUCCAUCUCUCUGUCCCUCACAUGGCCUCUGAUAUGUUAAGCCUGUCCAUCUCUCCGUCCCUCACAUGGCCUCUGAUAUGUUAAGCCUGUCCAUCUCUCUGUCCCUCACAUGGCCUCUGAUAUGUUAAGCCUGUCCAUCUCUCCGUCCCUCACAUGGCCUCUGAUAUGUUAAGCCUGUCCAUCUCUCCGUCCCUCACAUGGCCUCUGAUAUGUUAAGCCUGUCCAUCUCUCCGUCCCUCACAUGGCCUCUGACAUGUUUAAACCUGUCUGCAUGUUUUCAUGACUUGAAGUCUUACUGCAGUGUAACCCCUCUGUCCUGGCCUUAUGGCAUCAUGUUGAUCCCCCACCCGCCUGCCCCCUGACCAUUUGAUAUGUAUCAAUAUAUUUUUGUCUUGAGGCGUCCAAACAAUCUUUUCUAUCAAUGUGAAGCAGGACAGCUGGACUGGCUGUCACAGCCUUCAAUAAGAAGCCCAACAAUUGGUCUGUGGUUUCAGUAAGAAGCCCAUGGAUUGGCCAGUGGGGUUCAGUGCUCCACCCACACACAACAAGAAAGCGAAAGACUGCUAAAAACUAAAAAAGACAGAAAUAGACAGAAUCUUAAAACUAUGAAAUAUCUUUGCAUGUGUUUGCAAGUGCUGAACUGAACUUGUGUGCUGACCUGGUCUUGAGCACGUCGGUUUGCAGUUUGGGCUGUUCUGUAUAACCCCACCCUUCCCCCGCCACCACCCAGAUACAAUGUAUCCCAUUGGUGGACAGGUUCCACUGCAUCCUGAAACCUGAAACCCCUCCUCUCUUUUGCAAGAGAUGUAAGCCGUGUUCCUCUUCCCAGGCGUUGCUGACGCGUGCCAGAUCUUCCUAAAUCUGGAUAGUUAUUUUACGUAUCAGCUAACCACAUCAUAUGCUGCACCAAUCUGGUGUCUGACGUCGAUGAUGUGGCACACAACCAUUGGAUGAUGCAUGCAACGUCUGAACAGGGGAGCACGACCCCUAGCAUCCUUCUGGGCAUGGCUUGCUGAGUAUGCCAAACUACCGUAUGUAACCUGUCACCAACAGUUAUGAGCAAAUGCUGGAAUGUCUUAAAAGUGACAGGAAAUAUGUAUUU